Molecule: messenger RNA, 941 nt
Organism: Paraphaeosphaeria sporulosa
Lineage: Eukaryota; Fungi; Ascomycota; Dothideomycetes; Pleosporales; Didymosphaeriaceae
Exons: 3
Coding region: 171-941 (256 amino acids)
Source: RefSeq, a predicted model, not a curated record
CUUCGGAAUUCGCGAGACUCGUUAGUGAUUGAGCGUUGGGAAUACAUGAGUCUUUCAGGGGCGAUAAACAAGAAACGUGGCUAUUCGAUGAUUGGCCGGUUGCAGCAGGGAUGCCGUCUGGGAUAUAGAACCGCCCGCCACUUUGCGUGCGACCACCGUAAAACCUCGUCAUGGCUACUCCGAUACCAACGUCCGAGGUCCUCAUGCCCUUAUACAUCUAUCCAGAUCCAGGUGCCUGGGAUCCACUGUUCGAAGCCAUCGCGUUCAACCCAACGCUUCGCUUUGUUGUAAUUGUGAACCCAAAUAGCGGACCAGGGUCUGAGCCUUGGUGGCCAAACGCUGAUUAUCUCCGGGACGUACCCAAGCUUAACGCUUGUUCCAAUGUACGCACGGUAGGCUACGUAAGCACGGCCUACUGUAACCGGCCAAUUCAAGAAGUGUACGAAGAUAUCAGACAAUACGCAAGCUGGGCGAAGGACAAAAACUCCCGAAGUCUAGGUAUGAACGGGAUCUUCUUCGACGAAACGCCGAAUAUUUUCACGGAAAAUGCGAGGAAUUAUCUUACAGCAAUCACACAGAACGUGAAGAACAUGGGCACAUUGCUCGGUGAUGGCAUAGUCAUCCAUAAUCCUGGCACUUCAAUUGACGAAAGACUUGCUAUCACGGGCAUGGACAUUGCGACAGUAGCUGAAGUAGCAUAUUCUGAUUUCCACACGAGGAAUUUUCAGAAUUGGCUUGCGAGGUCUACAUUACAUCGCAGCAACACAAGCUACAUGAUUCAUGGAUUUUCAGAAGAAAGCGUGGAUGACUUUGUCGUCCACAUGUUGCGGGGUAAAGCGAGAUACAUAUUCGUCACAGAACGGAGCACAGAUAUGUAUCAUGGCUUUGGCGCAAGCUGGAAAGCCUUCAUUGCGGCAAUGGCAAGGAAUAGAACCACUUGA